Molecule: messenger RNA, 675 nt
Organism: Triticum turgidum subsp. durum (durum wheat)
Lineage: Eukaryota; Viridiplantae; Streptophyta; Magnoliopsida; Poales; Poaceae
Source: the annotation of a GenBank genome assembly
AUGUUAACCACUCUGAUGCAGGCCUUGAGUUUGCAUCUGGCCGUGUGUACUAUAUUUAUCAGACUGUACAAGACUCUGAAAAUAGUCAUAUCCUUGUACCAUGAUGACAAGUUGGAUGUCCCAGUACCAGCAGGCGACCGGAAGGUGGUUGAGGACAACCACGAAAGUUUCCUGAGACACAUGUCGAACGAUCUUCACACGACAGGUGCCCUCGAUGAGCUUAUGAAGCCAGUGAGAGCAAUGAACAACAACUUGAGUGAUCUGAAGAAAUUGCAGCAGAAACUGGAGCAGCAGCAGAAGAAAGAGCCAGAGAAGAAGCAGCAGCAGCAGAAAAAGAAACAGCCCGAGGAGAAACAGCAGGAACAUUAUGUACAAGCUCUGGUUGCCUUGCACGGCGAAGUCACGAAUAAACUGUCUAUUCUUGGCUUGAUGCCGUCAUCCCCCUUGGCUGAGGUGGUGAAGCAGCUGAAGGAGAAGGCGCUGAAGCGAGCAGGGAUGAGCGAAGAGGAGCUGCAGCAGGUGAUUGAGCAGAGAAGCGCUGCGAGGAAGAAGGAGUUUGCGGAGUCGGACCGGAUGAGGGCGGAGCUGUCUGCCCGCGGCAUCGCCUUGAUGGAUGAGCCUGCCGGGACGCUGUGGAAGCCAUCUGAACCAGCAGAACUAGUUGAAGAACCGUAG